Molecule: messenger RNA, 1096 nt
Organism: Auanema sp. JU1783
Lineage: Eukaryota; Metazoa; Nematoda; Chromadorea; Rhabditida; Rhabditidae
Source: the annotation of a GenBank genome assembly
AUGGCUCUUCAAGCAGGAGGCAGUAUCGGAGUAGACCUUCAGGCUAAGAUUGAAGCCGCCAUAAGAGCUCUCUGCGCUUUACAAGGAAGCAUUGGUGGAACUGUUGGAGUUAAUAUUCAGGUUGCUCUUGCUGCUCUCAUUCAAGCUCUAGCUUCAUUCCAAACUAGUGCCUUUGGCAGCCUAGGAGGAAGUCUUCAGAUUUUGAUUAACACUACCUUGAGCGCUAUAACUCGUAUCAUUGGUAGUAUUGGAAUUGGAGGCGGUGGUACCGUCAUAAUCGGCGGUGGCGGAAGUAUCUCAGUGGAUUUGAAAGCCAAGAUUGACAUUCUAAUCAAGGCUAUAACUGCAUUCCAAACUACGGCUGCUGGAUGUAUCACAGCGGACGUUCAACUAAAGCUUAAUGCUGCACUCCAAGCUUUGAUUUCUCUUCAAGCAGGAGGCAGUAUUGGAGUAGAUCUUCAGGCUAAGAUUGAAGCCGCCAUAAGAGCUCUCUGCGCUUUACAGGGAAGCAUCGGUGGUACUGUUGGAGCAAGUGUCCAGGUUGCUCUUGCCGCUCUCAUUCAAGCUCUAGCUUCAUUCCAAAUAAGUGCCUUUGGCAGCCUAGGAGCAAGUCUCCAGAUUUUGAUUAGCACUACCUUGAGCGCUAUAACUAAUAUCAUCGCUGGAAUUGGUGGAACAAUUGGAAUCGGUGGCGGUAUUGGUGGCGGCAUUGGUGGCGGCAUUGGCGGUGGACUCGGACUUGGUGCCGGACUCGGACUUGGUGCCGGACUCGGACUUGGUGCCGGACUCGGUGGCGGACUUGGUGGCGGACUCGGACUUGGUGCAGGACUUGGUGCCGGACUCGGACUUGGUGCCGGACUCGGUGGCGGACUUGGUGGCGGACUCGGACUUGGUACUGGACUUGGUGCCGGACUUGGACUCGGAGCUAAUCUGGGACUUGGAGCCAAUUUGGGACUAGGAGCCGGAGUUGGAGCCGGAGUCGGAGCUGGAGUUGGAGCUGGAGUUGGUGCUGGAGUCGGAGCUGGAGUCGGAGCUGGAGUCGGAGCUGGAGUCGGAGCUGGAGUCGGAGCUGGAGUCGGAGCUGGAGUCGGAGCUG